Molecule: messenger RNA, 2317 nt
Organism: Eleginops maclovinus (Patagonian blennie)
Lineage: Eukaryota; Metazoa; Chordata; Actinopteri; Perciformes; Eleginopidae
Product: dr1-associated corepressor
Exons: 6
Coding region: 128-577 (149 amino acids)
Biological process (GO): transcription by RNA polymerase II
Cellular component (GO): negative cofactor 2 complex; nucleus
Molecular function (GO): RNA polymerase II general transcription initiation factor activity; protein heterodimerization activity; core promoter sequence-specific DNA binding
Source: RefSeq, a predicted model, not a curated record
UCACGCGGGGUUGACCUCGCGUGUUUCUCAGGUAAAUUCCUGCUGAAGGUAAACAAAUGGACCCAGCGGCGGUUUGCGGUGAAAACAUGAAAAAUGUGACCAAACUGCGCGGAUUAAAGCGAGUAAAAUGCCCGGACAGAAAAGAAGAUAUAAUGUAAGGUUCCCUCCUAGUCGCAUCAAAAAGAUCAUGCAGAAGGAUGCAGAGGUGGGGAGGAUCGCGAUGGCGGUUCCUGUGAUAAUCUCUCGAGCGUUGGAAAUGUUCCUGAAGUCUCUGCUGACCAAAAUCUGUUUGCUCACUCAGUCUAAGAACAGUGGUGUCGUGUCCGUCGCUCACAUGAAGCAGUGCAUAGAGUCAGAGAAGCUCUUCCACUUCCUCAGAGAUCUGGUUGAGCAAUCCCUGUCUGCAGGACAGAAGGACGCCAGAGGACUGAGCCUGUGGCCGCUGUACAGGACCAAAAUGCAUGAAAUGCAGGUUCAGAAACCGUCUGAAGUGGUAGAAAAGGCGCCAAGGCGAAAUCUCUGCUCACUGGACAACGACUCCAGCUCCAGUGAAUCAGAACUUUACAUCUGCCUUUGAGCAAACCAGAGGAAAGUGCAGUCAACUUCCAGCAUCAUUUCAUCAUGUCCCUUUUUAUUUAAAUGUUUAUUUGUAUUUAUACUUUGCUUGUCCGGGUUAAUGUGUGGGUUAUAACUAUGAAAAGAAAAACGCAUCGUUUUGAGGAAAAACAUUUAAGUUACAUAAUAUUUUACACCUUUGGCUGCUAAUGUACAGUUUUGGGUUGUCUUUGUUUUAUUUUGAAAAAAUAUAUCUAUAUUUGUGGCAUUUUGUGAUGAAGCCUGUUCCCCUUUUGUUUGUUGCAGAAAUGUUGCGAGGACAGGAAGAAGUUGAAUGCUCUGUGUAGGUUUACGUUAAGGUAUACUGAUUAUAUUAUUCCAUUUAAAUAAUGUCAGACUUUUAAAUUCUUUGCUGUUCAUGCAAUUUGCUUUGUUCAUAAGUUGAAUUAACAUGGUGUGAUGCUCUGGUUACAGUUUCAAUGUUUGGACAUGACUGUGCUUUAAAUCCCCGUCUCCCUUACUGUUUUAUGCAGCACCCUUUAAAACUGAACUAAGUGCUUAUUAUGCUGAACAGUGACCUCAACGGUUCCUGUUGAGCGUUUAACUUUUAAAGCACUUGUAAAUUAACGUUUUAAAGAGUUUACAAUAGUACAGAGCUCCUACGGGAACAUGCACAAAGAGACACUUUUUCAUGCUGAUGUGAAUGUCCAUGUCCCUAUGGGGCUACGAAUCUUUGCAUGUGAAGUCAAAUUCUAAAUAAAUAACUUCUGCGAGUUAACGUGAAGUUAAAUAAAAACAAAUCAAGAGCAUAGAGAUUGGUUUAUUCCAAGAAACUAAUCUUUUAACAUCGUGAGGUGAAAUGAUGAAUAAAUGGACGCACGCCGUUCUGAAAACUUUACUGGAAAUGUACAUUUUUAAAGCCAAAUAAAAGCAAUUCUCUUGAGUUGCACUGCUAGCUGCAUGAAGAGAGGAAACUGAUUUCAAAUUGUAACACUUUCUAACAUUUUGCUUCAGCUCCCAGCUGAUCCUGUGGUGAAGUUUCGAUGAAAUACCUAAACGGUAAAGUACUGCUUAGCGCUAAGAGACACACUUCAGUAAAUUCAGAUCCAGUAGUCAUUCUUCCGUCUGGCUUUUUGAAAUAAAACAUGCAUCUUCACUACAGUUACACAUGAAGAGUAAAAUACGUUUUUAAAAAAAGCAUAAUUUCUUUCCGUAAAAGAAAAACCAAACAUUUAUUAACUCUUGCAGUAAUUACAUAUUUAUAGAAGUGGAGGCCAAUUUGCAUUAGUGGUUCAAUAGAUUCUUCUUUUGCUUGAUUCAAUCCAGAGUCUCAAAGGAUCAGUCCAUUAAUCCCUCUCCUCUAAACUGACCGAGAGAAAUCUAGUCUUAAAUACAUUGAAAGAAAUGAAAACAUUUACACAAACGGGUGACAGAAGAGCCUCACUUCGUUAUCUCUUCUCAUUAACUCGUGCUUUGAGUUUACAAUGGGUAAUCUUGUGCCAGAGAGAUCAUAGAACAGAAAAAGAACAAAACCGUAGACUAGAGUAAAACUUCUUCAGUAGAGUCGCGAUCCGUAGCCAAAAGUCUGUUUAAUAGCUUCAAAGUAGUAUCUCUUCCAGCCCUCUUUCGUCCGGUCCUCCUCGUUGUCCGGGACGCCUCGACAAUCCACCUUCAGCUCCGUCUCGCUGUUGCGGUCCAUGAACGUCAUGGAGAUCGUCGAGUAAUGCUCUGUGGGGCAGAAACACCAUCACAUUAGACACUG